Molecule: messenger RNA, 1454 nt
Organism: Macadamia integrifolia
Lineage: Eukaryota; Viridiplantae; Streptophyta; Magnoliopsida; Proteales; Proteaceae
Product: BOI-related E3 ubiquitin-protein ligase 1-like
Exons: 5
Coding region: 190-1185 (331 amino acids)
Molecular function (GO): ubiquitin-protein transferase activity
Source: RefSeq, a predicted model, not a curated record
CGUGAGUACUCCAGAGGAAGAAAAUAAAAAAUGGAAUAGCUGCGAUGAGAUGAUGAAGAAGAAGAAGAGCCUAGUCUCAUGACUCUCAUCGUCUCUUCUCUUCUCAAAUCUCGGUGGAAUCUUAAGAGUAUUUGAUACCUCUCUUCAACCCCUUCUCGUAGUCUGUAGACACGUCCUUCAUCAUCUCCCAUGGCCAUGUCUCAGCAGCAUCAAUUCCAACGGCAACAGCAUCAAUCGAAAUCAUUCAGGAACUUAUUACCUAUCGAUGGGCAGAUGAACACACCGAUCGCCUUCUUCAAUCCUGCAAAUUUUUCCGAUCAAUCUCAUCCCCAAUACAUCCCUCCUUUUCAUGUAGUCGGAUUCGCUCCUGGUCCGGUACCUGCGACGGAUUGCGGUGGAGGCGAUCUGCGGUGGAAUGAUUGUUCCCAACCAAAUAAGAAAAAAUUGAAAGAGCAAGACUUUUUGGAGAACAAUUCCCAAAUUUCCUCCGUUGAUUUCCUGCAAAGGCGAUCUGUUUCGACGGGAUUAGGGUUGUCCCUCGACGAUAGGCGUAUGGCUUCUUCGGGAGACUCGCCGGGUUUCUCCCUCCUCGAUGACGAGAUCGAAAGGGAGUUGCAGAGACAGGAUGCCGAGUUGGAUCGAUUCGUCAAACUUCAGGGAGAACGGUUGAAGCAAGCGAUCCUAGAGAAGGUUCAGGCCAAUCAACUCCAGACUCUCUCAUUUGCCGAAGAAAGGAUCCUUCAAAAGCUCCGUGAGAAAGAAGCAGAGAUGGAAGACAUUAACAGGAAGAAUAUGGAACUUGAAGAACGAAUGAAACAGCUGAGUGUAGAAGCUGGUUCUUGGCAACAGAGGGCCAAGUGCAAUGAGCACAUGAUCACCACUCUCAAGUUUAAUCUCCAACAAGUCUUUGCACAGAGCAGAGACAGCAAGGAAGGGUGUGGAGACAGUGAGGUUGAUGAUACGGCUUCUUGCUGCAAUGGAGGGGCUAUUGAUUUUAACCUGGUUACCAAGGAAAACAAGGAUUUGAAGGAGUUAAUGACUUGUAAGGUUUGCAGGGUCAACGAAGUAUGCAUACUUUUGUUGCCUUGCAGGCAUUUAUGCCUCUGUAAAGAUUGUGAGAGUAAGCUUAACUUCUGUCCCUUGUGUCACUACUCAAAGCUUUACAGCAUGGAGGUCUAUAUGUAAUGAGACGGCUUGGAUAUCAUUUUCUUGAUUACUCUCUCAGAUUCAGAUCCUCUCCAGCCCCUCCAGCACACACCCGGCUGAGAGGACUAGCAGGGACCAGCAAAAGGCCCUCCAGCCAUCAGAUGCCGCUGAAGGGCGAGUUACGCUUGCAGUAAUGUGUUUUCUGCUUUCCAGUUGUGGUUACCCAAGUGGGAGGAAAUGGAAUGUCCUAUUUGAAAUAGCUUUCGUCUUGAACUCCCAAAAGAAAAAUAAAGCAACUCCCCUUUAUC